AUUCCAGGCGCUGUGGCGGUUCCGGUACCAGUGCUGGCCACGUAUGGAAGACACAGCGCACCUCAGCUUCAAGGUACCGCCGCCAGGCAUCGAGUUCACACUGCCUUCGCCCAAGAUCGGCAUCGAAGCCCUGCCUGUGGUCGACCCCUCCUGGAUGCCGCAGGUGAAGAGUAAGGUGGAGGACGUGACUCUGAAGGAGGAGCUACACUCGAUCGUGUCUGCGGGCAAGACGCGCCGCAAGCAGCAGGCCGAGCUGGUGCAGAUCGCGCUGCGCAAGGAAGACGAGAAGAAGCGGCUCGACCGCGAGAACUACCGCAUCAGCACCGUACCCGUCAACUACCAGGCGGCGCACGAGCCCAGCUUCUAUCACGUGGCCGGCGACGAACACGACGAGGGCAAUUUUGAGGUGCGCUCGUCUGCUUUGGGCAACCGCGCCUCGGACGGCAACUUCGACCACAUUAUGAGGUUUUAUCAGCAUUGUUACCAGAUCGGAGCCACGGACGAGGAGCCGGCCGAGGUGCUGCGCGGCUCGCACGCCCAGUCGGCACCGCAGAUGUUCCCUUCGUGCCUGUGCACGGCGGCCACCAGCAUCAUCGCGCUGCUGGACGACACGGCCGUCACCGCCGACGGCAUGGCCGUCUACUGCGUGGCGCAGCGGGUGAUAUGGAAGUGCCUGGUGGAGGACAGUGCGCUAUUUCUGCGUCACUUCCUGGAGAAGCUGACGCGGGAGCGUCAGGAGGUGAUGAUCCAGUACUUACGCCGGCUGGUGCACACCUUUCCAAUGUUGCCACCGCAAACAGCCUUCGCCCUCUACAACUACCUGGUCGGCUACAUCAUGUUCCAGAUACGUUCAAACUCCGAGUACGCCACGCAAAACAUCGCCAAUUCGCUGACCCUACUCUGGCAGGUGAUUCCUGGCAUCCAAGGGAUCCUGUUUAAGGACCUGAAGCAGAUCUUUCGGAAGGAGCAGUGCGACGCGACGCUGAUGCUGACGGCGAACGUGCCGUCGGCCAAGCGGAUCAUCGUGCAUGGGCCGCAGGGUCCGGACGCGGGGGGCAUACCGUCCCAGUUCCCGAUCCAGGAGGACACACAGUUCUGCCAGAUCCUGACCGAAGCACGCGAGUUCUUCAGCAUCCCGGAGGAGAAACACGGCUCUUACUUCCUGGUCGACCACAAAACAGGCGUGAUUCACAAUCCGAAGGCGUUCGUGCGGGACUUUUACUUCUUCAAGCGGUCCCAGUAUCCUCAGCUGAGUCUGAUUCACGUCGACCCAGAGGAAGCCUACAACGCCAUGCAAAACAACGUGUUCUAUCUGAAAAUGCUAGAGAUCGGGAAGACAUUGAAGAGUUUAGCAAUGCUCAUGCGCCCAGAUCAGGUGGCACAGCGGGUGUUCUUCCUCCACGAGGAGCUGACCAAGCUGCCGGCGUUCCCGCGCAAGGCUCUUGAAACCGAGUUCCACCUAUACAAAGGAGGUCAUCUUGGAAAGGAGCUGAAAUGCCUGGAUAGCAUGCACAAGCUGAUUUGGGUGAAGAUGAUGUCGCGCAUGUUCGAGGGUAUGGCCGGGAACUUCGCCUACUCCGGCGACAUUCACCUCUUCAUCAAUGUGGUGAACGGCUGCCUGCUGCUGCACUGCGAAGACAGCGCGAUGCUGAGGCUCGUCAUGGCUACCUACAUCAGCGCCGCCCAUCAGUUCAAGAACGUGUUCUCCAGCAAUGGGUACCUGCUGAUCAUGCCCACCAUCCUUCAGGUGUACAGCAACCACCAGUCGAAUUCACUGCUCUGCAGGACUGUAGAGUUUAUCUGCAAGCAGUUCUACGUGCUACAUCGCAAGCCGUUCGUGUUACAGAUGCUGGGAAGCAUUGCUCCCAUGCUGGACCUGAACACAGACUCUCCGUUCGCUGAUGCCAACAAGAUCCAGCCGGACACGCUGUUCCGUCUGCUGAUAUCUCUGGAGACGCCCUCGCCGGACCCGCUCAACACCAUCGAGCUGGUGACCAUCGAGAAGCCACUCCGCGCGCUCGACUUCUGCUACCACGAGGAGACGGACGACGUCACCAUCAUGGACGUCAUCAGCCUGUGCGUGACGGUGGUGGCGUACGCGGCCGACAGCCGGCGCGCGCACCAGAUGCUGAACGUGCUGGAGGCAGUGAUUCCGUUCUACCUGCGUCACGUAGAGCGCAUCUCUAGCGUGGCCACGUCGGCGGGCCCCAAGGCCGAGCUGAAGGGCGAGAAGGAGGUGAUCCACCAGCUGGCGCUGUCCAUCAAGACGCUCCUACACAACUGCGAGCCGUUGGCCAAGAACUACACGGGUCCGACUCGUGGCAGCACCGAGUUCAAGACGUCCAGCAUGAAGACGUUCACCAGGACGGCGGCGCAGGAGGCGCAUAACGCCGCACUCGACCUGGACGAGGACUCACACUCGCGCAUGUUUGUCAGCGACACGAGACGCACCAAUUUCAUGGAGCGUGACAUGGAAGACUCCGAGGUGCUGCGCGAGGCCUUCCGUCGGCCGCGAGACACCCUGCUCAACAUCGUGGCCGACUUCCUUACCCGCUGCUCGGCCAGACUGCAGGAGCUCAGCAAGAAGCCGGUCGCUGGAAGUGAGAGCAAGCAGGUCGAGUUGCUGGACGCAAAAUGCCACAGCCGUCUGGCAGAGAUCGCACACAGUCUGCUGAAGGUGGCCCCCUACGAUCCGGAGACAAUGUCGUGCCGUGGCCUGGUCAAGUACAUGAACCAGAUCCUCACGUACCCGGACUGGUCUCAAGAGGCGCUGAAGCCGACACUCAUUAUCAUCACGCGCCGACUGGAGAAGGUCUUCACGAAGAUACUCAAAAAGAGCUUCAUCAGGCGUCACACCGACUGGGUGGCAGCCGCCAACCUGCUCAAAGGCGUGUACACCACGCUCUGCAAGUACCCGUACAUCGCGCACCUGCCGCCGCUGAAGGCGCUCAUCCUCAUCUGUCAGUCGCUGAUCGUGGGCGAGAGCGGCGCGGCGGCAGCGGACGGCGCGGCCGCCGACACCGGCGCCGCCGUCCACUACCCGCCGCCCCAGCACUUCGCCUCCACCGUAGUCCGGCUCAUAGCCAUGCAGAUGUUGGCGCAGGGGGAGGCGCAUUCGCUGGAGCAGGUGUGUGGUGGAAGUUCCGUCUUCCCCAGCCCCGAAAAGACGGAGAACAUGCUGAUGAAUCUGCUGCUGCCACUCUGUCUCAGGGUUGGUUGCGGACGAACAGACGUUCCCAAGAUGCGGCAGGCGGACAUCAGCUUCGCGCUGACCGUGAUGCUACACGCUCUGCAGCCGCCGGCCUCGACGAAGCUGACGCCGGGCCUGGCAGCCGGCGCCGCCGGCGCCAGCGGCCUCAACAAGACCGAGGCCGGCCAGCACUCGACCAGCGAGGCGCGCACCCACAGCGCCGUACGGCCGUCCAUCUACUCAGUGGCGUUCCUGGGGCUGAAGAUCCUGCUGAUCUGUUUCGAGAAGAACCUGGCCAUGGACUGGCACCGCGUGGCGCGCACUGUGCAGGAGCUGGGGUCACAGGGCUGCGGAGGCCUGGCACUCUGGGACUUCCUGGACUUCGUCGUCACUUACCCCACACCCGUCUUCGUCCUGCUACUACCCUUCAUCAGACAGCAUCUGGAAUCACCGACAUACGACUUCGCCGACGAGGUCCACUUCAAGCAGCUGAUUCGCGAGAAGCUAGCUGGCAAUCAGGAGGAGAUGCCACGCAUUAAGUCCAAGGGCUCUGUUCUGAUGGAGUUGGCUCACGAAAUGAAGCUGGUGAAGGAAGAGAUCGCCAACUCCAAAACCGGGGACUUCGACCAUCGCAAGUCAGUGGUGGUAGACCUGCACAGCGACUUCCGCUCUCGUCUGUGGACUGGCUCCGUGUCGGAGGGACCCAAAUCUUCCAAAGUGUCUAGCCAGCGUUCGCUGCAGCGGGACGCCAGCGUCAAGAGCGAGCACUGGCCCCAGCCGGCCGGUCAGCGCACCAUGCGCGUCUACUCGAUGCGCUCGCGCGGCGCCGUGGAGCGCUUCCUGCGUCGCACCAGCUAUGCCGGAGCCGAGGACCGGGCCGGCGUCGCUGACGCCAGGACCGCCACCUCCGAGCCCCGGCUCUACAGAAAGUCGUUGUUUGUUAUGCGGAAGCGCGGCUCCCGCCACAGCACGGCCGACUCGGACACCACGCCAGGCGACUCAGCAACGGACCUGGACCAGGCGAUGAGCCCCGGCUCGGCUGACGAGGGCUCCACAUCAAGGCCGCAGCGCCACCGGCUGCAGCGUCAGAAGGCGCAGAGCAGGAAGACGUUCCGUUUCCGGAAAAGUCGCCGGGGAAACAACUUCGAGAUGAGCGCACUGGAGGACCAGACCGGCGAGGUAGACACAGGCGCCAGUGGCGCGGAGCCGAGCACGCCGGACGCCGCCGCGCCCUGCGAGAUCCCUGAGACCAUCGACGAGGUGUCGCUGCCGCUGUCUCCGCGUCCACCGCCGGCCGAAGCCGCGCCGCAGCCGGUCAUCCUGAGUGAUGUCAGUCCAACCAGCAGCAGCGCCGCCUACCGGGAGAGCCUGUGGCUGGACGAGGAGGACCUGUGUCAGCUGCAGACGCUGCGCGAGUCGACGCCGAGCCAGGGCAGCCCGGUGACGACAGCAGCCGAGGUGAGCAGUCUGCCCGGCGACCUGUCGCCGGCCAGCGGCUCGCUCGGCUCGGACCACACCGAGCACACGGCGCUGCUGCGGCCGGCCGUCGGCACCGGCGGCUCGGUCGGCUCCCUCGAGGUCAGCAGCGACCAGAACACGCUCAUCUGAUCCCAAGGUCAGCUGGGGCGAGCAAGUCCUCAUCUUCUGAGGGAGGAAGAUGACAGCUGCCCCUGAUGACGCAGAGCAGAGCGACAAUCUCAUCCGUGGGCCUGCACUGGGCAGGGCGGCUUGGCCUGAUUCCUAUUGGCCACUCAUGGCCCGGCCAGCCCGGACGCGAGUGGCCAGACCCACCAAUGUGGAAGUGGCUAAGGUCAGAUUUCGUCGACCCUCCACUCCAGCGCGAACGAGACGGCGGCAGGGCGAAGGCCGGUCUGUGCCCAGACCUGGCGAACGUGCUCGGGUGGGGCCGCCUCCGAGCACCCCACCGUACAGGUCUAGAAGUCUCGUCUUGCGUUCCGUAGCUGUAGCGAAAUGACAGGAACAGGGCGCUCUCGGACGCCAAGGAAGAACGUACAGGUCCCGUUGGUUCUGGCAUGAUGAUACAGUCGCCUUCCUUCUCUCUC
Molecule: messenger RNA, 5253 nt
Organism: Pollicipes pollicipes
Lineage: Eukaryota; Metazoa; Arthropoda; Thecostraca; Pollicipedomorpha; Pollicipedidae
Product: protein unc-80 homolog
Biological process (GO): monoatomic cation homeostasis
Cellular component (GO): cation channel complex; axon
Molecular function (GO): monoatomic cation channel activity
Source: RefSeq, a predicted model, not a curated record